CAGUCGAGUGUUCAAUUCUCGUUUAGUCCACAUACCUAGUAAACUAUGGAGGAUAGAACGUGUAACGAUUCUGAGUGGCUCUUCUUGAAUUUCUCUUCUAUAGAAUUUCCCAGCGACACUUCUUUUCGCGAGUUGACUUGGAAGGAAUACGCCAAAAUCGUGAGUUACCUGUUAUUAAUGUGUGCCACAGUAGUGGGCAAUCUGGGCAUCGUCUUUGCAGUGGGUCUUAAUAACUCAAUGCGCACCACCAUCAAUGUUUAUCUGGUCAAUUUGGCAGUGGCCGACCUGUUGAUCUGUCUGACUUGCAUGUGGGUCCAUCUGUGCAACGAUCUGACCGAACCUAUUUACGUGCUGGGACCUUUCAUGUGCAUUUUCAAUCCAUUCGCCCAGAUGACGUGUCUGACUGCCAGUGUGUUGACUCUUUCCGCCAUUUCCUGCGACCGAUUCAUCGCCAUCAUGUUUCCACUUCACGUUCGAAUCACCAAACAGCGGACGGGAGCCGUCAUCGCAGUCAUCUGGAUAGUCUCCAUGAUGGCCGCCAUUCCCUUUCCCAUUUUCAGGACACACGUGGAGAGACAGUGGAACGACUUCUUGGAGAUACAAUGCUCUGAUGUUUGGCCCCACGAAGUCAUUUACUCUGAAGAAUUUGGCAGAUGCGUCAAGAUGGUCAGAGGAAAGAAGAUCUAUUAUACUUUCGUCACAGUGGCUCUUUUCUUUUUACCAAUCGUCAUCAUGAGUACUUCCUAUUCCCUCAUCGUCUGGAGACUGUGGAUGAACAAAGUUCCGGGAGAGAGGAGCUUGGCUAACAUGACUGUUCAACAUAACGCUAAGAAAAAGGUGAUCAAAAUGGUUUGUAUGGUUCUGGUGGUGUUCGUUCUCUGUUGGAUGCCUUUCCAAAUCAUCGUCCUCUACUCGCAAUUCGGACAUAACGAUGCUCCUUUACCCGAAUGGUUCGUAAAUUUCAAUUACUUCGCCACGUUUUCCGCCUAUUCCAACAGCGCUCUCAAUCCUAUUAUAUACGGAGGAUUCAACAAUAAUUUUCGACAGGCUUUCCUUAAAUUAUUGAAGUGUAAUUAUGGAGUAAAGAAUUUUAAACGUCCUCAAGGUUCUCGGAUGACUUUUAGCACCGCAGUGACGUGGAGUCCUUCUCACGGAAGGGGAAAAUUGACCAAUGGGAUUAAGGAAACAGAAUUGAAGUCACCUAUCAACGGGAGUAAACCUUACUUUUCUUAUACUAAACAAACGAAGCCAACACCGCUUCAAGUCGUUGUCGAAAUGGAUUCGAAAUGCGAUAAUUUUAGCGAAGUGAAGUUUUGGAUUAAUCAAACUUUUCCGGGAGAUAAAGAAGUGAUUUUUGUGUGGUCGGAUUAUCUUAAACUUGUCUUGUGCAUCGUUCUCAUCUCUUGGACAAUAGGAAGUAAUAUUUUAGUAAUUCUAACCGGUUUCUUCGAUCCUUGUUUUAAGAAUACGACGGGAAAAUGCUUGAUGAAUCUGGCAACUGCCGAUGUAUUUAUCGCCAUUUUCUGUAUGGCACUACAUGUCGUUCGCAUGUUUCAAAACAAACAUCAAUAUUUAUUAGGUCCAAUUAUGUGCAAGUUCGAAAUUUUCAGCAAAAUGACGUGUCUGACGGCAAGUGUCUUGACUCUUUCUGCUAUAUCUUGCGAUCGAUUCGUCGCUGUCAUGUUCCCCCUUCACGUCAGGAUCACAAAACAGAAGACAGGAGCCGUCAUCGCAGUUAUCUGGAUCGUCUCAAUGAUGGUUUCCAUCCCUUUCCUCCUCUACAGGACUCAUACCGAAAGACAGUGGAGAGAUUUCUUGGAGAUUCAAUGUAGAGACGUUUGGCCUUACGAAGACGUUUACUCAGAAGAUUUAAGAAAAUGUGUUAAAAUAGUCAAGGGAAAGAAGAUCUACUAUAGCUUCGUUACGGUUGCUCUCUUCUUCUUACCAAUCUUCAUUAUGUGUACUUCGUAUUUUCUCGUUAUCUGGAAAUUAUGGAUGAACGAACUCCCCGGAGAGAAGAAUAUAGCUAAUAUUAAUGCACAAUACAGAGCAAAGAAAAAAGUGAUUAAGAUGGUGUGUGCGGUUCUUUUAGUCUUCGUAUUGUGUUGGAUGCCUCUCCAAGUCAUUGUCCUCUAUUCGCAAUUUGGAUACAACCAUGCGCAGCCAGCAUGGUUCCUCAAGAUGAACCACAUAACCACAUUCAUCGCCUAUUCCAAUAGUGCCCUCAAUCCUAUUAUUUAUGGAGGUUGCAACAAGAAAUUCCGAAAGGCAUUCCUUAGAUUAUUGAAGUGUGGAUAUGGUAGAAAUAGAUUUAAGCGCCGUCAAUUAUCCGCUCAGAGAUCAACCACUUAUUUACUUUUCUGGAGAUCUUCUAAGAAGAAAACUACGCCAAUUUUCCCUCUAGUGACUCAAAAUGUCAUCAAUAAAUGGUUUUAUGCUUUUCUCAGUUUAUUAUUUUUUAAGUUUUUAAAUCAUACAAAAGACAAGAGAAUUACACUUGAUUUUAUAGAUUUUUUUUCAAGUAAAUGGUAUAGGCCUAUAAUACAUUUAUUUGAGUAAAAUAGAUUAAAAAAAUGUGAUGAAAUUAUUUGUAUUUAAUACUAAUGAAAGAUAGAGCAGAAACUCUCAUAUUACGUUACUUUCGCACCGUUUAUCAUUUAUAUUUUUCUAUUAAAUGAAACAAUACGAAGUUGCCCACAGAACCGUAUAAAAGAUGUAUUUCCUCACUCAAUUGGUGACGGUGCAGUUAAGUGAGAAUGCAACGUAUUGGAUAAAAAGUACGAUUAAGAUUUAAUUAAUACAUUUUUCUUUCUCUCUAGAUGAUUCGGCACGUUGUAUAUUUUACGAAUGGAGCGAAUUGACUGGUGGAUUCAAACAAACAUUAUGGUGGCUUCUAUAAAAAGGAAAGAUCUGUCAUCUUUUCUAGUUAAGAAUGCAAAAUAUCUAGAAUUCUGCAUCUCUCUCAUCGUUUGUUUUCAUCUCUACAAAUUACAGAAAAUCAGUUCAUGUCAGCAUUGUGAUUGAAUAAAUACAAACUUCUCGAAUACAAUUGUCUGUAUGAUUAAUCUCGAUAGAAUAAGAUCAAAGUUCGAACAGAAAGCUAGAGAAGUUUAAUAAGUUUAUCUGUUUCAACUCAUUAUAAAUACAAAUUUGGGAAUAAACUUUAUAUAAUAUCAUUUUAAACCUGAUAUAAAACAAACAAAUAUCAAACUUAUCUUCAUUAGAUUCAUCUGUAAAACGUGAUUAAUCAUCGAUAUUAAUUAACUUUUGUAAAAAGAAAACAUGUUUCUAAUACUUAUACUGUGUAUAUUUUUCAAUUGUCGUGUUUUUAACUAUAUGAAAGCCAUGUAAAAUCGUAUUUUUAGUACAAAUAAAAGAUUAUUUUUCGAAAA
Molecule: messenger RNA, 3392 nt
Organism: Centruroides sculpturatus (bark scorpion)
Lineage: Eukaryota; Metazoa; Arthropoda; Arachnida; Scorpiones; Buthidae
Exons: 13
Coding region: 46-2559 (837 amino acids)
Biological process (GO): neuropeptide signaling pathway
Cellular component (GO): membrane
Molecular function (GO): neuropeptide receptor activity
Source: RefSeq, a predicted model, not a curated record